AUGGCACAUCAUACAUCAGAACUCUUGAACACAUCUUUCCUUUAUUCUGUCGACUUCAGAAGAUACCAGGUAUCGAUGGCGCUCUCCGUCUCUGGGUUCCCCGAACACGCAGCUUCCCGCCACGUUCAUUCCCAAUCCCAAUCCCAAAAUACCCUCUCACCCCCCUCAUCAUCAUCAUCCUCCUCGUCACCCGGGAUCGACCCAGACUCGUCACCCGCAUCCUCGUCAUUAAUGAACAGUCCCCGCCUCCGAGGACUUUUCGGGAAGAUUCAGAAACCUCAAUAUCAGGGACAGGAGAAUUCGAACACCGGUACCGACGUGCAGGCGUCCUCCCCUCUUCCACCUACACCAGCACCAACACCACCGACGUCAGCGGCGGUGGUGCAAGAGUAUGACUACGAUUUACAAAUCGAAAUGCCCAUCCCUAUCCCCCUCCCUCCCCUUGGCCAACCGCCCCGUUCUAAACGGCCACAGCCUAUACCUAUACCUAUACCGAGACAAACGACAGCGUCGCCCGUGAGGCUGCAGCCUAGCCUUGCGAGGUUGGAGAUUGGGCGGACGGUUAUGGGGAAGGGUGAGGCGAGGGCCGCGCUACCAUCCGAUGGGGGGUUGAACUUGAAGGCUGUUGGUGCACCGUCGAGGUCACCUCCGCCCCCUAAUAAGAUUGGGUCUACGUACCACCAGCAGCAGCAGCAAGUGCAUCAGAGGACGCCGUCCUCAAAGGUGUUGCUUGCGUUGCCUUCUCCACCAAGGAACACGGCUACGUCUACGGGUACGACUACGACUACUAAGAAGAUGAGGUAUCAGCCUCUCGUUGUUGAUCCUCCUCCUCCUUCUGCAGUUCCCUCUUCUGCUUCCACUUGUUCUCCCGCCCUCUCCGACCCACCACCUCCACCACCACCCCUCCAUUCAGCCCCUCUCACCAGCGCCAACCCAAAUCCAGGAGGGCGGUCCUACAUCCCCCCACCAGCAAAAGUCAAAAGACCACGCACGAGUUCCGGGUCCAUGAACACCAUCUUCGCUCCUUCUCCCGGCUCCUCUAGCACCUCCCGAACACCCAGGACCUCCAACAAACGAGGAGGAGGGGGGAUGCCGAUAUCAUAUUCAUGGGCUUCCCGUCCGGUCGACUUGAACCCCUGUGGGAGUCCUAGGAUCACACAAAGCCAGGUGGUGAGGACGAGGAGGAGGGAUCAUUCUGCUGAUUCCUUUUUAGCACGGGUUCAUCAUGCUGGUGUGGAUCAGACACAGAGGAAAAGAGCGCAGAGACCCCGCUCGAUGAAGAGGAUGCAGAAUGCGAGGAGGAGUAGUACUAGUGGGGAACCGUCGCCUUUGAGGAGUUCGAUUACUUUUGGGAGUGGUGUGGAUGAUGAUGGUGUUGGGGUCUUGGGAGAUCCUCCACCUGUACCUCUGUCUUUACCACCCCCAGUUCCCCGCGGUUCUCCUUUGUUUUCGCCGCCUUCACCAGAUAUAGGCGUUGAGCGGAGGAUUAGACCUCAACCGUACAUCACCACUUCUUGGACCAAAUCCGGGUCGUUGGAGUCGUCGCCUGCUGGGAGCCCCACUCCAACGUCAACGACUGGACAGGGGAGGGAAAGGGAAAGGCCGGUGUUGACGUUGAGUGCUGUUGGUGUUGGUUCUGCGUUCAUGGGCACGAGUGCGAGUUGGUUGGCUGCAGCUAGUGGAACAGGAACAGGAACAACGACGACGACGAGGUCUGGGAGGUCAGCUACGUUGCCUUCCUCUUCGCCUUCGACUUCUACGCCUAGGUUGAGUGUACAGACUACACCGACGUUGAGUAUGCAAAGUACACCAACGACGCUCCUCUCCUCCUCUUCCAAUGAAACACAUCCAUUUCGACGAUCUGAUGACACUUCUUCGAUGGGAGCAUCAAUAUCGAUAUCAGCUUCACCACCAAUGUACACAUCAUCCUCACCCCCAAUAUUCACACACCCUUUCCCCUCUCGUGCCCUCUCAUCUUCCUCAUCCCCACCACCAUGCCCAUCCUCCUCAUCCUCUCCUCCCCCGUUUUCGAACUCGAAUUCAUCAUCCCCACCGCAAUUCAUGCAUCCCUUUCCCUCUUCCUCCAACCCAUACCACUCAUGCGCAGUUACAGAUGCGGAUGACUCGCCUACCUCCCCCAUUCAAUUUUUCGUAGAUGACGAUGGGUUAUCCAAUUGUGGUGGUGGUUAUGUGGGCUAUGGAAGGAGCUUGGGAAAUGAGACCCCGAGUCCGAGUCCGAUAAGGUAUGCGCGGCCUUGGGAUGACGACGACGACGAUGAUCGUUUUUCUGCCGAAGAAGGGCACUCGACUUCAACGAGGAGGAAGAGUCAUCCUGGAGAUUUCGACCCCUCCUCAUCAAUAGGACACGAAUACGACCCACCCUCACCAAUGGCCUAUGCGCCCCCUUCACCCGCAGACGACCUCGAUUCUACAGUAUCACCUAUAAGCGUGAGGGCUGGUGGGGGGAGGAGGAAAGGGGGGUUGCCUAGGAGUUAUAGAGUUGAUUAUUCUGCGCCUGCUCCUGGUUCUGGGUUUGAGUUUUUGGUAGCCGGGAGUGAGGAAAUGGAGGAGAGGGGCCGUAUGAAGUCGCGGGUGGCUUUGUCUAUACCGGGAGGGGGGAGGGCUGCACAUACACAUGCGAUGGCGAUGAUACCCGACAACAACAGGAAACACGUACCCAUACCGCUACCGAAACGGAAAUUCGCGGACGCGGUGUCGAUGGCGUUUUUCGAGGAUGGGCGGUUGAGAGGGCGGAGGAAGAGGGGGAAGUCUGUUGGUGCUGGGGCGGGUGUGGGUGCAGGUGGGGUUGGGGGGGAAGAAGAAGAGCAUGCGUUCGUUUUGGAUAUUUCGUUGGAGGGUGAAGCUGGUGUUGGGAGUUCUUCCGGUGGUGAGCAUGAGGGGAAGAGGGAGAGGACGGAGAGCGCGAGUGGGAGCAGCAGUGCCUAUUCACUUGACGAUGAUGCGGAGGAGGAGGAGGCAGAGGGACAACUUGAGAAAACGGGAUCUACCCCGUUCAUGUGGGUCUCUAAAAGCAAACCGGCCCCUCGUACUCCUAUCAUUCCCGUUCCACCACCCUCCUCCAAACACCAACGCCACCACGAGGAAUGGGACGGAGAGGUGCCUAAUAAUUUAUCGUGUGGGCUUACGCUACUCACUGAGGGUGUCUCUCGCGAGUCUCACAUCUGUCCCUUAACUUUCAAGACAACUGAGUCUGCAUGGAUUCAAUUUCUCGUAACUAAAUAA
Molecule: messenger RNA, 3243 nt
Organism: Laccaria bicolor S238N-H82
Lineage: Eukaryota; Fungi; Basidiomycota; Agaricomycetes; Agaricales; Hydnangiaceae
Exons: 5
Coding region: 1-3243 (1080 amino acids)
Source: RefSeq, a predicted model, not a curated record